UUUUUCACAAGGGUAAAAUAGAGAAUUUGGAAAUGCUGUUGUGGAUGGAAAGAAAUAGAGCCUCAAUUCUCUGAAGACUGAAUCUCAAUCCAGUUCGAUCAUUAGUCUUCAUAGCAGCCUCGUUCUGGUUAAAUAAAGAAGUGAAAUGGCUGGUCCUAGGAUUGCUCAUGCUACCUUGAAGGGACCAAGUGUUGUAAAGGAGAUAAUUAUUGGAAUAACACUUGGCUUAUGUGCUGGUGGACUUUGGAAGAUGCAUCACUGGAAUGAGCAGAGGAAAGCCAGAGCAUUCUAUGACAUGCUUGAGAAAGGUGAAAUCAGUGUUGUUGCAGAAGAAUAAAAGUUUGUCUCCUGAAAUUGUGUAAAGCUUCGGCAGUAUUGUGAUCUUUGUGUUCCCUUCAUUUGGCUCUUAGAUUCAAGAUGAGCAAACUCAGUUUGGAGUUUUAAGAAUAAUUUUAUUGUGUCGAGAUCUUGAUCACAUAUUUACUUAACAAAUCCAAGCGUCUCUUGAUUCUUUUGAGGUUUCUGUUGCAUCUCUUUGAUAUGCUGUUUAUACUUCAAAUAUUUAUUAUGGUAAAUGCAACUUUCUCUUCCAGGCGAGCAAGUUGGCUGGUCCUGGCCUCUGUACACACCGUACGGAGUUUCAGCCUACAUGUCAUUAACGUUGUAAAAGAA
Durio zibethinus is the source of this 672-nucleotide messenger RNA. RefSeq names its product cytochrome c oxidase subunit 5C. The record is from RefSeq and is a predicted model, not a curated record. Lineage: Eukaryota; Viridiplantae; Streptophyta; Magnoliopsida; Malvales; Malvaceae.